AUGGCAUUGCGAGUUCCAAAGAGUGCUUAUCCUCAACUUUUUAAAGAAGGUUAUAAGAACCUCCAAGGUAUUGAAGAAGCUGUCAUAAGAAAUAUUCAAGCAAUCCAUGAACUUUCAGAAAUUGUAAGAACUUCCUUUGGGCCAAAUGGACGAAACAAGAUGGUGAUCAAUCACCUUGAGAAACUUUUCGUCACCAAUGAUGCUGCUACGAUUAUUCGAGAAUUGGAAGUUAUACAUCCCGCAGCAAAAUUAUUGGUGAUGGCUAGUCAACAACAAGAACAAGAGGUUGGAGACGCGACUAACUUUGUUAUAAUAUUCGCGGGUGAAUUACUUCAAAAAGCAGAAUAUUUACUGCGGAUGGGACUGCACCCAAGUGAAAUUGUGCAAGGUUAUGAACUCGCUAGUAGCAAAGCAACAGAAAUCUUGGCAGGUCUCGGUGUGGAAACAAUAACAGAUUAUAGAUCCGAAGAUCAACUUUUAAGGGCAGUUAAGCCAGUCAUUGCCGCUAAGCAGUAUGGCAACGAGGAAUUACUUUCAAAUUUGGUAAUCGAGGCAGCACUCAUCAUCAUGCCAAAGAAUCCGGCAGCUUUUAAUGUGGACAAUAUUCGAGUGGUAAAAAUCAUGGGUAGUAGUAUUUAUGAGAGCAAAGUGGUUAAGGGUAUGGUAUUUGGUCGCGAGCCCGAGGGUGUUGUUACUAAAGCACUUAAAGCUAAAGUUGGAGUUUUCACGUGUUCCUUGGAUACUGCUCAAACUGAAACCAAAGGAACUGUGCUAAUUCAUAACGCACAAGAAAUGAUGAAUUUCACAAAAGGUGAAGAGCAACAUAUGGAAAAGAUAUUUAAAGAAUUAGCCGAUGCUGGAAUUAAUGUAGUGGUCACCGGUUCCGGUAUAGGAGAUUUGGCUUUACAUUAUUUAAACAGAUUUAACAUAAUGGCCAUAAAGGUAUUAUCGAAAUUCGAUCUACGUAGACUGUGUCGUGUGAUUGGUGCUACGCCUUUAGCUAGACUAGGACCACCUAUGCCCGAGGAAAUGGGAUAUUGUGAUAUCGUUGAGACUGUUGAAAUUGGCGGAGACAGGGUCACUGUCUUUAGACAAGAAAAUGAAAGUUCCAAAACGUCUACCAUCGUAGUUCGUGGUGCAACUCAGAAUCACCUUGAUGAUAUUGAACGUGCUAUUGAUGACGGUGUGAAUAUCGUAAAAGCAGUUACCCGGGACGGUCGUCUAGUUCCUGGAGCUGGUGCAACUGAAAUGGAGUUGACCAAACGAUUACUAUCCUUUGGAGAGAAAACACCUGGGAUUAAUCAGCAUUCCAUAAAAUCAUUUGCGGAGGCACUUGAAGUAUUUCCACGUACUCUGGCGGAAAAUGCAGGAUUGGAUGCCACACAAAUUCUCUCAAAACUUUACGCAGCACAUCAUCAGGAUGACAGUGGCGUGAUUGGUGUAGAUGUUGAAAGCGAGUCUGAAGAAUGUACUUUGGAUUCUGUCAAGGCUGGCAUUUUGGAUUCUUUACAAGCAAAAAGUUGGGCUUUGAAAUUUGCCACCGAUGCGGCUUUAACGGUUUUAAGAGUUGAUCAGAUUAUCAUGAGUAAACCGGCUGGUGGUCCAAAACCUCCGCAGCAAAAUCCAAAUUGGGACGAAGACUAA
Acaulospora morrowiae is the source of this 1644-nucleotide messenger RNA. Lineage: Eukaryota; Fungi; Glomeromycota; Glomeromycetes; Diversisporales; Acaulosporaceae. The record is from the annotation of a GenBank genome assembly.